Messenger RNA from Urocitellus parryii (Arctic ground squirrel), 1244 nucleotides. It is a transcript of the gene Ackr1, whose product is annotated as atypical chemokine receptor 1 (Duffy blood group). The record is from RefSeq and is a predicted model, not a curated record. Gene Ontology annotation, biological process: regulation of chemokine production; inflammatory response; chemokine-mediated signaling pathway. NCBI's taxonomy places the organism in Eukaryota, Metazoa, Chordata, Mammalia, Rodentia, Sciuridae. Gene Ontology annotation, cellular component: membrane. Gene Ontology annotation, molecular function: C-C chemokine binding.
AGGCAGUGGGCGUGGGGGGUAAGGCUUCCUGAGCGCUGCCCCCGGGCCCUGCCCAGAGCCCGAGGGCCUUCAUUAGGCCUCAGCACUUAUCUUGGAACCACAGCUGCAGACAGAGAGUCCCAGCCCUGCUCUCGGCCUGCCCUGAGCGCACAGCGCCAUGGGGAACUGCCUGCCCCGGGUGGAAUCGUCCCUCGCCGAGAACAGAAGUCAGUUGUUUUUUGAAGACUUUGCUUGGAAUUAUUCCUACGGUGAGGAAUCCUACGGGGACGUCUACAUCCCGGACGCUGUCGCCCCCUGCCACUCCUGUAACCUGCUCGAUGACUCCUCGCUGCCCUUCUUCAUCCUGGCCAGCGUCCUGGGCAUUGUGGCUAGUGGCGCGGUCCUCUUGGCACUUUGCAGAUCUCCCUUCCACUGGCGGCUCUGCCCCAGUUGGCCAGUCCUGGCCCAGCUGGCUGUGGGAAGCGCCCUCUUCAGCAUGGCCGUGCCCAUUCUGGCCCCAGGGCUCAACAGCGCCCACAACCUUACCCUGUGUCGCCUGGGCUACUGGGUCUGGUACUGCUCGGCCUUUGCCCAGGCUCUACUGAUAGUGUACCACGCCUGCCUGGACCCUAACCUGGGGACAGGCCACACCUGGGGUCUCACUCUCGGCCUCUCCGUGGGGCUCUGGGGAGCAGCUGCUGUAUUAGGGCUGCCAAUCACCCUGGCCACGGACACGUCGUACGGCCUGUGCACCCUGGCRUCCAGCAGAGGCCUGGGGACUCUGCAGUCCAUACACGCUGCCAUCUGCUUUGGCAUCUUUGUCUUGCUGCCCCUGGGUUUGUUGGGAGCCAAGGGGCUGCGGAAGGCGUUGUACAGGGGGCCACGUCCCUGGAUCAGCGUCCUGUGGGUCUGGUUCGUUUUCUGGUGGCCUCACGGGGUAGUUCUGGGAUUCGACUCCCUGGUGAGGUCCAAGGUCCUGCUGCUGCCCACGUGUCUGGCUCAGCAGGUCCUGGACCUGGCCCUGCACCUGGCAGAAGCCCUGGCCAUACUGCACUGUGCCGUGUCUCCCCUGCUGGUGGCCCUGUUCUGCCACCAGGCCACCCACGCCUCCUUGCCCUCCCUGCCCCUUCCUGCAAGACGGUCUUCUCAUCUGGACACUUUUGAAGGCAAAUCCUCCCUCCCUUCCCACCUGUCAGCCUGAAUUAAAGUUUACCACGGCUUUUGGGAAGUGAGUAGUUUCUGAUUUUUGUCUGGGGAUGAAGAGG